This is a messenger RNA of Limulus polyphemus (Atlantic horseshoe crab), 4593 nucleotides long. It is a transcript of the gene Regnase-1, whose product is annotated as probable ribonuclease ZC3H12B. The transcript has 6 exons. The record is from RefSeq and is a predicted model, not a curated record. Gene Ontology annotation, molecular function: metal ion binding; RNA endonuclease activity; mRNA binding. The coding region runs from base 77 to 2923 and encodes 948 amino acids. Lineage: Eukaryota; Metazoa; Arthropoda; Merostomata; Xiphosura; Limulidae. Gene Ontology annotation, cellular component: nucleus; cytoplasmic ribonucleoprotein granule.
AUCAGUAAAUACGACUUUUUUUAAUGUAAACUGGCCGUAAUAUGCGAUUGAUAUUUUCUUACAGUAAUCAAGUAAAAUGGACCAAGCGAUAGAAAUUACGAUAUCGAAUACAGUCGUUGAUAAGAUAAAUCUGCAAAAUAUCUUGAGAAAAGUCCAAGAACUCUUCCUGGUCUCAGUUGAAGCUGUGUCUGAAUUUGAUAAGGAAAUAGCGCUAACAGUAACAACAGUGACAGUGUUACCGAAUCUCUCAAGUUUGAAAUAUAAUGUCAUUGAUGGAAUUAGUCAACAAGAUCACAGUGUUAAUUCUCAAAAAGAAAAUGAAAUAUUUACAGGUAAAGUGCAUUUGGAACAACCAGCAGAAUUCGGUAGCUAUGGAACUGUGGAAGCAGCCAAGGAAUACAUACUGUCAGCUAUUGCUGAAAGUCCCAACCGUUGUGAGGAGAGAUGCCAGUAUGCGGAAGAUAUUUAUCAAGAACUGUUUCAAUUAAAGGAUCAGAUUGAGAUGAGAUCUUGUUGUCAAGUAGUGUUUCAAGAAGACAAUAUGGUGGUUGUCAGUGGACUUGAGAGCAGUGUCAACAAGGCCAUACAGGUUCUGGACUACAAUGUCCAAGAAAUUGUCCGGCGAAAGAGCAGAAAUAAACAGGAGGAGCCAAAGGAUAUUGGAAAAAACUCUGAACUUGGUUGUUCUGGAAUGAGUACUAAAACUCGCGUAUUGGAAUCUGAGGACUCCAGCUACGACUCUGACUACGAAAAUAGUGAAAACACCAGUCCGCGGGACGGACACGAUGAUGUUAGCCGGACAGUAUCUGAUACACUGAAGGCAGAGUAUGCAGAAUAUGUAACAACUUCCGAGGAACUCCAGUCGUUGAUUGCCCACCCUAAUUAUGCCAGCCGGGUGGAAUUUGCACUGAAGUUGGGUUACACAGAACUCCAGGUUCAGAUUGCACUACAGAAAUUAGGAGCACAAGCUGGUCAAAAUGAACUGUUGGCCGAGCUCAUCCGGCUAGGUGCUACAUCUCGGGAAACAGAAGGAACAUGUCCAUCUGAUGAUGUCACCAAUCUCGGAAAUGACUCCAUACACCGAGAUGGUCGAAAUGACAGUUCAAACCUGAGACAUAUCGUAAUAGAUGGAAGUAAUCUUGCGAUGAGUCAUGGAAACAAAGAAUGUUUUUCAUGUCGUGGUAUUCAGUUGGCUGUGGACUGGUUCAGAAUGAGGGGCCAUAGUGAAAUUACUGUAUUUGUACCCAUGUGGAGGAAAGAGACAUCUCGACCAGAUGCACCCAUCAAAGAUCAGGAAAUAUUACUUCAGCUGGAGAAAGAAAGACUACUAGUAUUCACUCCUUCAAGGCAGGUCAAAGGACGAAGAAUUGUCCCUUAUGAUGACCGCUAUAUCCUGAAACUGGCAGCUGAAACUGAUGGAAUUGUUGUGUCCAAUGAUAACUACAGGGAUCUUGUGAAUGAAAAUCCAGAGUAUAAAAAAGUUGUAGAAGAACGGUUGUUGAUGUACUCAUUUGUAAAUGACAGGUUCAUGCCUCCAGAUGAUCCAUUGGGUCGGCAUGGACCGUCUCUUGAAAACUUCAUUCGGAAGCUACCAAAGGCUCCAGACACACUCCCUCCACCCUGUCCAUAUGGAAAAAAAUGUACUUAUGGUAAUAAGUGCAAGUACUACCAUCCUGAACGAGGCAACCAACCCCAAAAAUCUGUCACAGAACGUCUGGCAGAGCAUGCAAAGCAGCAACUACAGGAAGUUAAAGCUCGUGGGCUAAAAAGUCGAGACUCCUCUCCAGGUGAUAAGCUGAAGACUAAGAGUCUUCCAUUAUCUGGUACAUCAUCGUCACAGCCUAAAAUGAAGAAGCCUUUGUCUAGGACCAAGUCUCUUGUACCAUCUACACUUGUUAGUGCAGAACUGACUGAUUCUGAAAAUAGGCAACCUGAAGGAUCAUUUUCAUUCAGUAACCCAGUAUCAGGAGGGCUGAGUAAUCUGGGUCCACUUGGUGCUUCUUGGUCUGAUAUUCCUGCAUCUGCUUGCAGCUGGGCUGCAACCAUGCCAAAUCUUCCCCAGAAUAUAUGCAGUUCACAAGCAGAGCGAUUCCUAGAUCCUAGUGCUGGGGGCCACUUAACUGUGGCCAAACGUCUUUCUGAUCCAGAUAGCCAACGUGCUCCAAAACAGUCUUUCCAUUCUCCUCAACCUGUCUCAUGUGUUGGAGAGGAAGCCAAUUUGCCCUGUCAGCUUCAGCAGAAACUUACUCUCAGACCUUCAUUUGAUCCUCACUUUCUCUCAGUUUUUAGAGAUGGUAGUGGUCAGAGAAUGCGGACACCUGAUUCUCAGGGUCAGAAUAUCCAGCAACAGGGUCAUUCUAGAAAAACCCACCAACCCUUGACUAGAUUAGGUAGUGAAGGCAGGCCAUCACCCACAUUUCUUCACCCAUGGAAUCAUGUAACAUCCCCUACCAUUGCAGAGCAUCAGAGCUUGACAAGGAUUGCCAGUGCCCCAGACUCUUGUCAACAGUGGCCUCCUGCACCUGCUGGGAUGCAGCGUCUUAACAGCACUUCUGACACAAGCCUCAAUCUUUAUCCAGAUGUUCAGACUGCUGGGUUACCUUCCCAAGGACUAGUACUUGCUGGUUACACUGGUAAAUCAUCACCUCAAAGACACUGGUUACUACAGGGUCAAGGGUCAAACAGUGCUCUGUGGACAGACUCUGCUGUAACCCAAAGUCAUGGCAUUGGUCAUCCAGUCAGAUCUUUGAUCCCAGCCCCAAGACCAGAUGUGUUGCAGGAUGAUUCUCGGCACAAAGUUUUCUAUCAUUUGUCAUCAAUUUUUCCUGCAGAGCAAGUAAGAGCAGUGAUGGAAUUAAAUCCAGAAGAAACAAAUGCACAAAGAAUCUGUGCUGCAAUCUUGACCAUGUUCCCUAAAGGAUAAAGUUUUAGAAAGUUUUCAAUAACAGUUUCAAAUUCUUUUUGAUAUUGAUUUGCAAUUAACUUGGAAAAUAUUUUACCAUAUUAAGUUAUUUUUAAACCUUGAACAAAUAAACUAUUUUAUUAUAUUAAAAAAUGUUUGGCUUGAAAGCUUAUGCUUGAUAGACAAUAAUAAGAUCAAAAUUAUUAACUUGUUUACUCAGAAAGUGAGUAUUAUGUUGGAAAAACUUCAAGGUUUUUGAGCUGUUGACUUUACCUGUUUAAAAAGAAGAAUGCUACUGCUUAGUAAUUUGUGAACAGAUUGCAAAAAAAAUUACAUGAACAGGUAUACAAGAACCAACAGUAACAAAUCAGGCCAGUCAAGAAAUCUUUUAGGUACACAUAUUUCUAGUCGUUUGUAGCUCAAGCCUAGUAGAUGAUUCCUUUAUUCUAUCAAGUAGUGAAAGAAACAGCAUCAUCAAUACCGUUUAAUGAUAAAAAUUAAAAACAAUUUUUAUUUUCUAGUAUAAAAAUAAUAUAACUUUACCUUAGAUUGUUUCCCAUGAUAAUUUAAAGUAAUUGGAAGAACUUUGUUUAUACAAUGACAUUUAGCAUAACAAGCUAUUUCAUUUGUAGUUUUUCAAAUAAAUUAUAACUGUUUAGCGGAUUCUGUAUAUGGUACAUUAUCCCAUACAACGUAAUGGCAAAGGUGGUUAAAGUAGUAUUACUCAGUAAUGAAAAUGUUGAGUUUUGCUGCUAGCCUUAAGCACUAAUUAUUUUAACUCUGGUGGUAGAAAUGUUAACUACAAAAAACUAUUAGCUAAGUGAUUGCCAUUUGUUCACUAACCAACAAAUAGACAAGAACUGUCAUUAUAACAACCAUUAUGGUGUUAUUAUUACUGUGUAUAGAAGUAUUGAUUAUUCUGGUUCCAGCACAUCUCAUAUUCUUCAAUAUUUUGUUCUGUGUGAAUUAAAUAAUGUCUGUCUGUUAUCAAAAAUGAAAACUUGUGUGGGAAAUGCAGUUUUAUUACUUGUACAUAUAUGAAUUGUGUCUACACAUUUUGAUAGUGUUGUAUAGAAGUAUUGACCAUUCCAAUGUCACAGCACUGUGAUAAUCUUAAAUUGAUUUUAGAGCACUAUAGAAUUUUUCACCAAAUUUUAUGGGUGCUUAUAUAAUAAAAUUUACUGUAAGUCAUUAUGGUGUAUAGUGCUUGCAUUAAGUGUGGAAGAAUGUUUUGUAUUUCUUCAUUUAAAUCUUACAAAAAUGUUGAUAUUUGUUCUUACAUAAUGUUAAUAGCAAGAUUUCAUCCACUAAAAUAAUAACACAAGAUUUGAUAUCUGAUGACUUAUGAUGAAAAUGUCUGUAAAGAAGCCACAGUCAUAAGGUAUAGUUAUAUAGCCAAUCUCUCGUGGGGACAGAUGUGACGGUGGUGGGGAUGUUGAACUUGUGCCCAUUAUUACUAUGGUGAUUUGUUCUAUGUAGAUUUUUAAUUCGUCCUAGCAAUGCUGGAUGAUAGAACUGUUCAAACAAUACUAUGUAUUGCCCUGAUGAGUAUGGGCAUCCUAGCCCAAAAUGUAUGUUUGUUUAUUUGACCUGAACAUAGAUAUCUUAAUGUACACUGUUUACCAACCAUGUACAGCACUGUCUUCAUCUGAAAAUAAUAAACAUAUUUUAUGGCUGGUGUUUUUGUGUAA